AUUAAACUUCCUUGCGCCCGGCCUGACCGGUCUACACACCACCGGCGCAGCCAGUCUCGCUUCUACCGCCAGCUUCUGCUGCCAACUCCCGCCACUCCUGCCGUCUCCUGCAUCACUUUCGAGGAACAUCGAGCAACUCUGCUGCAGCAACUGGGCAAUAAGGACAUUCAUUUGCUCCACAUCAAUUGUAAACAUUAACUUACCAGGCACACUGACCCAAGGGUAUAUAUUGCUUGGCUGGCUGUCGGUGCCACAACCGUCACCUCUGCGGCUGUCUCGGCUCGUCUCCGGUGAUACUGACACGCGGCAGUCAGUGGUACGUGCCGUCACACCCGCUAGCAACAUGUGGGUCUCCGUGUAUGCGAUAGUAGUGUUGGGAGCAGCAGCCGUGUUGGUCGAAUCAGAGACCACAACACCAGACAUCACCACACCAGAACCCGUCACCACCACACCAGAACCCGUCACCACCACACCAGAACCCGUCACCACCACACCAGAACCCGUCACCACCACACGAAAACCCGUCACCACCACACGAAAACCCGUCACCACCACACCAGAACCCGUCACCACCACACCAGAACCGGUCACCACCACACCAGAGCCCAUCACGAACACGGAGCCACACCCCGUAACCACCUUUUUCAGACCCGUGGACUGUGCAGAUCUCCUGUUGGCCGGGGCCAGUGUUAGCGGCGUGUACGAAAUCUACCCCUUCACAUGCAUGUGUGCAAAGCCGGUGAAGGUGUGGUGCGACAUGGAAACAGACGGCGGCGGCUGGACGGUGUUCCUCAGCCGCCAGCACCAGAAGGUCCAGCUUGAUUUCAGCCGCACGUGGAACGAUUACAAAAAAGGAUUCGGCAUUCCUUAUUCCGAGUACUACUUGGGCAAUGAUGUGCUGCACCAGAUGACGUUCAGCCGUUUUUACGCCAUCCGUCUGGACGUGACUUUAGCCUCGGGGGGUUACGACUUCGCCACCUACCAAUAUGUUAAAAUAGGUUCUGAGAACACCAGGUAUUCCGCCUCCGUGUGGGGCACUCAACUGGGAGGCACCAGCAACACGAAUUGUCUAGACCAAAUGAAUGGCCGCGCCUUCAUCACACGGGACAGGGACCUAGACAGCUCUAGCAGCAACUGUGCAAUACAAAGAAGAGGCGCGUGGUGGUAUCACAGCUGCUCGUACUUCAACCCCACUGGGCCCUUCAACAGGAGCCUCAUCCUGACCUGCAAAGGCCCCAAUAGAGCCGUGACUAAGCUUCAGCUCAAGCUGCGACCAUCCAUUUGUGACAACUCCUUCAAAACCGUCCACCUAAACGAAAAGGGCUGUGGCUGUGCUGCUCCGAAACACUAACAUUUUCACCACUCGACUUGGCCACCACAGAAUGACCCAGACAUUCCUCAUUCUUCCCGCUCUUGGUUGGGCUUAGCACUUCUUAGGCGCUCAAAGCUUUCAAAUCUCUCAUCAGGUCUCUUUCUAAAGGCCACAUACAUGAGCCCUUUAAAAGUAUUCGAGAUAAGACACCAAAAUGUUUGGAAAUACAGUUCUCAGUGAGAGCAGGUGAAAACUUUGGUUCGCCUUCGAGAGUGUGGUACUUGACAACGAAAUUCUUUGUUAACACUUAAAAGAGCUGAAUAAUGUUGUUUAUUAUCCACACAUUACACUGGACACGAUGUGUUCCCACUACGAGGACGAUGCACGAAAGUAAGUCACACGUGUCACGAAUAAACAAGUCAGCCUUCACAUCUUGAAGUAUUCUACGAUGUCACAUCAAGCAACACACUCCUUGGCGCACAUUGAUAAUAAGCAUAAGGAUUAUCUGCGUUUAUUAUAUUAACGCCGCCGUCUUACAUGGUCGACUAACAAAGAAGAAGAUUUUAUAUGUGUUUGCUACUUAAGUUAUUCUAUUAAUUGAGAGAAAUUUUUGUUAUUAUGCUUUCUGGUAUUAGGAUGGUGAGUAGUGGUGAUGGUGAUGAAUAUCGUCUCAUCACUCAGUCUUGCCUACACUGCUUUGGUGACAACAGUGGUAGUGGUGAUGAGCGCUCCCUCACCAUUGUGCAAACAUUUUACUUUUGCCAGUUUAUUCCGUCAUAUAUUUUUUUUCAUAAUUACUAAAACAUCUACAGACACACACACACACACACACACACACACACACACACACACACACACACACACACACACACACACAUUGGAAUUCCACUCCCGCUUCUGUAUUUCCACCUUCCUAUGACUUAAAUUCCAUGAACAGGGAGGUUUCAAGACACUUAUCCUUUGAUUUUUUUACUACUGCUUUGGACCCUAUUCGUGGACCGGCAUCUCUGUGGGCCUUUUUUUAUUUAUUGUAUUUUUGUUGCCCUUGACCGGUGUCCCUCCCACAUACUAAAACAAACACACACACACACACACACACACACACACACACACACAUUAUAACACCUUUACUUCAUCACAAUACAUUUCCAUCUAUGAGAUCACCGGAAGUAAGUAAACUACAGAACCGAUUGCAGUGACAAGUGCAGAUCACCUCAAGCUUCAGUUCCCGCUUGACUCGCAAUACCAACUUUCACUGCUUCACUCUGAUAAUUCCUCUCGUUUCUUGCAACUUUUCUCAUACUUUUAUUAGUAAGUAAGCAGUAAAGUAUAACUAUAAUAAAUAUAUAACAAAAACACUCGAUACAGAGCAUCUUAUGAUAGUAAAGCUGAAUAUAAUCAAUGUAUUGCUCUUUUUGCUGUAUCUUUUCGCAUAUUUUACUUUAUUUUUUUAUUAUUUUAUUAUUUUUUUUCUCUCUCAAUAAAAGAUAAGUUCUGGUUCGAGAUUUAUUUCUGAGGCUUGUGGAGAUGUACAGUGAGUGUGCGAAGUCGGUGGUGAAGGUCAGAUCAUGAUGUGGCUUGGUUGUGUGGAGAGGAAUGGAGGCGAAGAGGAGAGGAUUACAAGGAUAUUAUCAUUAGUAAGAGUUAAGAGCAGAUGUAGAGAAAUGGGACCUGCAAGACUGAAGCUUCUGAACAGUUUUUUUCUUUAUAACGGACGAGUCUAUGCACGAUGUAGAACUCCCUGUGUGUGUCAAAAUAAAUGAAUUUACUUUUAGUCUUUUUACUCAUUUGUACUUAAUCAGUGCCUAAUCCUAAGAACUCUUUUCAAAAUGAAAUUAAUGAUUCACAAGGACAGCAGCUAACCGCCUCACAA
Scylla paramamosain (green mud crab) is the source of this 3185-nucleotide messenger RNA. Its product is annotated as ficolin-2-like. Bases 344 to 1351 code for a protein of 335 amino acids. The transcript has 8 exons. The record is from RefSeq and is a predicted model, not a curated record. NCBI's taxonomy places the organism in Eukaryota, Metazoa, Arthropoda, Malacostraca, Decapoda, Portunidae.